This is a messenger RNA of Contarinia nasturtii (swede midge), 1160 nucleotides long. RefSeq names its product lipase 3-like. Lineage: Eukaryota; Metazoa; Arthropoda; Insecta; Diptera; Cecidomyiidae. The record is from RefSeq and is a predicted model, not a curated record. Gene Ontology annotation, molecular function: hydrolase activity, acting on ester bonds. The transcript is spliced from 8 exons. Bases 3 to 1160 code for a protein of 385 amino acids.
AUAUGAAAAUUCGUGCAAUUUUCGUCUUAUUUGUUCAGUAUUUUCCUUUUUCAAAAAUGGAUGGUAUGAUUCAGAGAGUGCAAAAGGCGGGUGUUGAGAUAGAGCGACAUAACGUAACAACUGAAGAUGGGUACAUUUUGGGACUUUAUCACCUCGUCCCACCAAAAAUCGAAACAUUCAAAAAUAAGACAAUGUUUUUAAUGCAUGGAUUAGCUGCUUGCUCUCGAGAUUAUGUAAUUUAUCCAAAUAUUUCAAUGGCAUAUUAUUUUGCACAGCGAGGAUUUGACGUUUGGUUAGGGAAUGCAAGGGGUAGCACAUUCUCACGUAAACACAUCACGCUUGAUCCUGAUCAAUCAGAGUUUUGGAUGUUCAGUUGGCAUGAGAUUGGGGUAUAUGAUCUUCCGGCUAUGAUUGAUUUUGUGUUAAACCAAACUAAAGAACAUCAAUUAACUUACGUUGGGCACUCGCAAGGUGGCACAGCAGUUACUGUUUUAUUGUGCGAACGUCCUGAAUACAAUAAAAAAUUCAGAUCGGUACACUUGUUAGCCGGUGCAGUUAUAAUGAAGCACUCGUCAUCGCUAAGAUCACUGAUGUUUCCUUCGGGGAAUGUCAUGAAUGCAUUGUUGGCAAUAGUUGAAAAACUUGAUUUAGUUGAAUGGUUCAGUUAUGCGGAUUUUUCAAAACUAUCAAAAUUGAUGGCAAAAUUUUGUUCAUCUUCGAAUAUUGAUGAAAUGUGUAAAUUUUAUCUCGAAUUUGUAAUGGGUGAAAGUGCGCCGGGCAGCUAUUAUGAUGUGUCUAAAAGUAAUUGUGACUUAAUGCGUUAUCAUUAUAUUCGAUUAUUAUUGAAAUUAUAUUGGAGCAAAUAUAUUUCAGAACGAUUUCAAAAGUAUGAUUUUGGCCAUUCCAAAAAUGUGGCUCUGUAUGGAAUGUCAAAACCGCCAGAGUAUAAUUUGAAAAACAUAAAAACAAAGUUACACAUUGUCUAUGGAACUAAUGAUAAAUUGGUGGUAUCAGAGGCGAUACCGGUUCUAAGAAAUGAACUUAAACGAUCAGUGGUGGCCGUGGAUAAAAUGGAACAUUUCAAUCAUAUAGAUUUUUUAUAUGGUAAAUUAACACAUUUAACACCGCCAUUAAUUUUAAGAGUCAUGAACACUAUUUAG